Messenger RNA from Peromyscus leucopus (white-footed mouse), 857 nucleotides. It is a transcript of the gene Dpcd, whose product is annotated as deleted in primary ciliary dyskinesia homolog (mouse). The record is from RefSeq and is a predicted model, not a curated record. The transcript has 6 exons. NCBI's taxonomy places the organism in Eukaryota, Metazoa, Chordata, Mammalia, Rodentia, Cricetidae. The coding region runs from base 70 to 681 and encodes 203 amino acids.
AUCCGGAAGUGACCCUCGGCCCAGCAGUUGCCAUGGAAGUGGCCGGGCGCGUUGCUGGGCGGAGGGAAGAUGGCGGUGACUAGCUGGCUGGAGAGUCUGCGGGCUGCCGAGAAGACGGCGCUGCUGCAGGAUGGGAAGAGGAUGGUGCACUAUUUGUUCCCAGAUGGCAAGGAGAUGGCGGAAGAGUACGAUGAGAAGACCAGCGAACUACUUGUGAGAAAAUGGCGUGUGAAAAAUGCCCUGGGAGCCUUGGGCCAGUGGCAGAUUGAAGUGGGAGAGCCAGUGCUCUCAGGAGCCGGGAGCCUGGGAGCCGAGCUCAUCAAGGAAAGUAAUGCCAAUCCCAUCUUCAUGCGCAAGGACACUAAAACAAGUUUCCAGUGGCGGAUUCGAAAUCUCCCCUACCCAAAGGAUGUCUAUAGCGUCUCUGUGGCCCAGAAGGAGCGCUGCAUCAUUGUUAGAACGACGAACAAAAAGUACUACAAGAAGUUCUCCAUUCCUGACCUAGACAGACACCAGCUUCCUCUGGAUGAUUCUGCACUGAGCUUUGCUCACGCCAACUGCACCCUGAUAAUCUCUUAUCAGAAGCCAAAGGAGGUCAUGGCGGCAGAAUCAGAGCUCCAGAAGGAGCUAAAGAAGGUCAAGACGGCCCACAGCAGCGACGGGGACUGUAAGACCCAGUAGCUGUCUGAAGCCUGUGCCUCCAGUGUGGAGGAAGCUGUGAGACGACCAGGCGUGGGCUCUUCCGGCACGGGGCAACUGCUUCUAGGAAUUACCGAGUCUGUGGAGCUGGCUCCUGGACACAGCUUGCUUCUGCUCGUGGUUUUCUUCCUGAGUAAAGUCAUUUGGAGUCGCUCUAG